AUGAUCUGGCCGAGUAAGCAAGGCGUGGUUGCGGGAGUCUUCACCAUUAAAGAUCGGAGAACAUCAAUCCCCUUAUUUAACAAGAGUUGCCAGCCUAUACUCUGGAAAGAGGGCGAAGAGAUUGGUUGGUGGGGAACAGACAAGUGGGUCGAACGAGGGGAAGAAGAGAACCAACUAUCGUUGGACGGCAGAGAAUGCAGCCUCAGCGAGCCGGAGAGAGUGCGUGUGUUGGAAGAAGUACUAGUGAGUAAUAUGGAGUCAGGGAAAAUAGAUGAAGAUCUUCAGAAACUGUUAAGAGAGCAUGCAGAGGCAUUUGCUGUCUCAGACCAGGAACUGAGUCAAACGGACCUGGUACAUAUGGAUAUAGAUACAGGAGAUACUCGCCCAAUAAAAAUGAGAGCAAGACCGGUCCCACUAGGGAGGUUGAUGGACUCUGUUUUGGGAGACCUUCUGGGGACAGAGGUGUUCUGUUAUAUCGACGAUAUUAUGGUGUAGAAUGAAGGAGGCGAGGCUACGGCUAAAGGCUCAGAAGUGCCAUCUGUUAAGAAGGAAGGUGUCGUUUUCCGGCCAUAUCGUGGAUGA
Molecule: messenger RNA, 582 nt
Organism: Haemonchus placei
Lineage: Eukaryota; Metazoa; Nematoda; Chromadorea; Rhabditida; Trichostrongylidae
Source: the annotation of a GenBank genome assembly